Hibiscus syriacus is the source of this 545-nucleotide messenger RNA. RefSeq lists its product as uncharacterized. The coding region runs from base 1 to 480 and encodes 159 amino acids. NCBI's taxonomy places the organism in Eukaryota, Viridiplantae, Streptophyta, Magnoliopsida, Malvales, Malvaceae. The transcript is spliced from 3 exons. The record is from RefSeq and is a predicted model, not a curated record.
AUGGAAAUCAUUUUGUUGCAUAGUGCAGAACUGUUUUGUAGCAUGAUUCUUUAUUUGUUAUUGCAGGCCAAGGGUGGGGAUCUUGGUUUUCUUCGAGUAAAUCCAUCUUUUGUUGAAGAGAUCAGUAUAGAUGGUAAAACACCUGAGGUGUUGCUUGCAUAUAUGAAUGGUGAUCAUGAAUAUGUUAUUUUUGAUCCAUACUGCAAAGAUGCUCGUGAGGUUAGCAUGAGCCAACAGGCGAGCCUUUCUGCCCAUGAACUCAAAGGACAAGGCGGACUGUACGGGUAUGCAACCAUCUAUGGAGAGUUGCCGGAGUUUGACGAGAAGAGGCCCAAGACUCCCUGGGUUCCAUCAUUUCCAUCUGAGAGACCCUGGGAAACCAUAUUCAGUGGAUCAUCUCAUAAUCUUCCACCCCUCACCAAACUGUGCUCAUCUUUCCUCGAGUCUUUAUUGGAAAAGAGAACAGUUGCUGUCGAGUGACUGUAUAGGGCCAUUUAGUAACAUAUUUGUAUCCCCCUGAAACAUCACUAAUGGAGGAAGCUAUA